Phytophthora megakarya is the source of this 1434-nucleotide messenger RNA. Lineage: Eukaryota; Oomycota; Peronosporomycetes; Peronosporales; Peronosporaceae. The record is from the annotation of a GenBank genome assembly.
GAAGUCAAGAAAAUCGCGAAGAGUUCGGACCGAUAUGUCUUAGAUUCAAGAGACGUCCUCUAUCGUUUGACUGCGCCUACUCCGGAACGCCCAAGGGAUAAGUGCCCCGAACUGCGACUAGUUGUACCAGAAGCCCUGCGGCCUGGCAUCCUACACCACGCUCACGAGGAUUUCCAGAGUGGUCAUCAAGGCAUCACCAGGACAUAUUUGCGUCUGCGUUCAGAGUUUUUCUGGAUCGGGAUGUUCCAAGACGUCGAAAUGUUUGUCCUGGAAUGUACGGAUUGCGCGUCCGCUAAGGGGCGACCUCCGAAUCCAGGAUCCUCUCCCGUGAACAUUGAACUGACUGGUCCAUUCGAAGUAGUGUCCAUGGAAUUUUGCCACACAUCUUCCGAAGACAUGUUCACGGGCUACGUUAUGUGUAAACCCAUGAGCAGCACUACCGGUCAAGACUGUGCUGAAGCCUAUGAAGAGGUUGUAUUCAGGAACUAUGGCGCAAGCUCUGAAAUCCGUCAUGACAGAGAUCCCAGGUUCAGGAGUCGCGUGUUCCGUCGCUUCAGCGAGAUGAUGGGUAUCCAGCAGAAAGCAACGCUCGCGUAUCGCCCUCAGGCCAAUGUCCUGCAGGAACGAUCGGGUCAGACAAUUAUGCACAGUAUCAGAACGUAUGUUGAAGAGCCCGACCAAACCGACUGGGACGACCAUGCAGAGAAGCUUAUGCAUGCUAUAAAUACCUCCUUCGAUGCGACUAGAUUGGAUACGCCGUUCUACCUACUACACGGGUUUGAUUGUCGGAGCACUAUAGCAGCUAUGCUGGGUCCAAAACCGACGGACGUCACAGAACGUACCGCCUAUGCCCACGCAUGUGCGGAUGUGCUCCAGAAGAGAGCCAAGCGUACGCGAUCCGCGGUUCAGGCUCAGAAGUGGGAGGUGCUGUCGGAUCACCUCAAGUCUGGUUUCGAAGUAGGUGACUCGGUCUGGUUGUAUAUCCCAAAGGUCCUGCCAGGCCUCAGUCGUAAGCUGGCCCAUCUGUGGCAUGGACCAUGCAGGAUUGAACAGGUUUGGGACGAUUUCAAGGUGAAAUUGAAAGUUCAGGGCACAGGCUAUCGUGUAGAACCAUGGGUCCACAUUAGUCGUCUGAAACCACGUGCCUUGUUUCCGAAACGGCCGUCUUUAAGGAUUGACGUUUCAGAGGAGGACAAUUUUGAUGCGGCUUUAUUGCCGGAGGAUAGAUGGGAACCGGAUUCGACCAAGCGCACCCGAAAUGCGAAACGUAUCCGCGAAUAUCUCAUUAAGUGGAAGGGAUACGACGAUCUUCAGUGGUUGCCCGUCUCACAAUUGAACUGUGGCUCCCUUCUAUAUAAGUUCAACCGGUCAGCACGUGCAAAAACUCGUUUCUCAGCCAUACAGUCUGGGAACGAUGACUACGCGGAGCUAUAG